AAAUGUUGUAAUUGUUUUAAAUAUUGCAUUAUUUUUUUUACUGUUAAGUUUAUUAUUGUUGAAUAUUGAAAAAAACACGCAUAUUUAUUUUAAUGAAUCAACGUGGAAUCAACACUUGUGGAUCUCUUUGAACGUGUCGCUAGUGAUGACUUGAUUGAGCGGCAAAUCUCAAAAUGAAACCAAAAAAAUAUCGUAGUCCAAGGCUACCUACCUAUUGUUUCAAUCACAUUAACGGAAAUGUUUAUAAACUUUCAUAACUACUACUUCAUUAGGCAGUAAGUAAUUAAUAGCAGCAGUCAUUAAUUUGAAUCGGGAAGCAACAGAUACUUUUACUAAUGUUUACGUUGUGGUUUAUAAUAAUAUUUUUAAAUUAUUUACCAAUACAUUUUGCACGUUCGGUAGACAGUGAUGUAGAAUACUUGCCGCAUUAUGUUUCCGAUUUAGCUGUAAAUUCAGAUCUUGAGCAACAGUUGAAGAAAAAGCUUGCUCAGAAAAAGAAAAGGGAAGAAAGACUUCAUAAGUUAAACGAACAUAUAGCUAAGGACACUGAAUAUUUUGAGGAAAUACCACAUUUUGCAGUAAACAGUUUUAAGGGUAUAAGGGGCAAGAAAGCACGUAUUGAAAAUGCUUUCAUUAAAAUUGUAGGUAUGGUUGGUGUCAAGUACACGUACAAAAGGGACUUAGACUGGAGGACAUGGAGAGAAGUAACUUAUCCCAAGAAAAAAAAGGAAGUAAUAUGUUACAGGUGUCAAAAUAUUGUAAAUUUAGCUGAAAGUAAUUGUACCAACUGCAAUAUAGGAGGAUAUUGGGUAAUUGAGGAUAACCAGCCACGAUGUUCCUAUGAAAUACUUUUCUUCAAAAAUAGUAAAGAGUUGUGUAUUGCACAUUUUUGGCAAUUAAAUAAAGCGAAUUCAAACUCCUGCCCAGUUGUGAUUCCCUUAGAUGAAAUAUAUAGUUGUGGAGUGCCAAUGAUAACAAAAUAUGUAGUCAAUCCGGAUUACUCGAAAAACGUUUCUGAACGUACUUUACCCGCCAUUUGUCAAACGCGGGAAAGGUGCGAAUUUUCAACUGUUUAUGCUGUAACCCCAGAAAGCAUAGUAUUCAGAAUUGUAAAUACAACAAACAACAUAAUCUACUCUAGAAUCAUGAAAAAGAACAGAAAAAAAUACGUGUGCGUCGAUAACUGUGGCAUAUUUAAUUUCGACACUAUGAGUGCUAUAAGAAAAGAGGAUCACUUAGUUUUAAACCUUUUAAAUUCGAAUAAAAAGAAACGUGACAACCCUAGGCCUAAAUACAACAAAAAUACGCGUCAAAAAUUUAAAAGUGUUAACUUGAAAUUAAAUAACGGCGCGUUCAAUAAAAAUGAUUUAUUAGAAUACAAUAAUAACUAUAAUUCAGAACAAUUUCUACUGGAAAGAGGACCGAGUACGACAGUCAAUCCAUCAAUGUGUAAACAAAUACUUUUAAAAGAACUUUACCGUGAUUUGAACGAAGAAAAUUUUACGUAAGAAGUGUACGUUGUAAUUUUCCCCAAGAAUAUUCUAAGUAUAGUCUCAUAGUCUGGCGAGCCAUUUCUGUCAGUAGUAAGUCGGCAAAUUUGAAAGAUAUUGGCGCGACGAAGGAUUGUUCACUAAUGGAAAAUUUGAAUUUUGCUUCUUUUUCAACUGACCAAAUAGGUUAGUCAGACUUGCACAAUUAUGACAAUACAAACAUAUAUAUAUAUAUAUAUGAAUUUUAGAUUUGUCAAUAUUGUGCUUGAUUUCUCUAUCAACAUUUCAAUAAUAAAACAUAAUACAACC
This is a messenger RNA of Cydia pomonella (codling moth), 1799 nucleotides long. RefSeq lists its product as uncharacterized. The transcript has 3 exons. The coding region runs from base 336 to 1508 and encodes 390 amino acids. The record is from RefSeq and is a predicted model, not a curated record. NCBI's taxonomy places the organism in Eukaryota, Metazoa, Arthropoda, Insecta, Lepidoptera, Tortricidae.